AUUUAAAUGGGCAAUUGUCUCACUAAGGACAAGAAAAAGAAACCUAAACCAAAAACUGGGAAGAAAAAGAAGAGACAGAAAGCACUAGAUAGUGAGCCCAAGGGGACUAUAAUCGUUACUAAACAAGCAGAUAAUAAUCAUAUCGAUCUAACACCUCAAGAGCUUAUAAAAUAAUGACCAAGAAAUAGAGAAAGCAAAGGAUGUCAAUUCAAUAAACUUUUAACAAAGAUGAUGAAGGAUCUGAAGACAGCUGUGAGUUUAUUUAUGAAGGUGAAGAGUCAGAAGUAGAAUCAGAGCACAAACCAUCCUGCGUCAAAAGCUCGGAGGAGGAUAAGAAAGAAGCAUCUCCUAGAACUCCUCCGAAGGAGAAAGUCAAAAAACCUCCUCCUAGUGAUGAAGAGGAGGAUGCAAUUUUGAGAACAAUGAGAAGAAAUAGCACACCAAGAAAGAAGCACCCACCAAUGCCUACUGUUGAAUCUUGCAAAGAAUCUUGUAAUGAAUCCUUGGACACAGAAGAAAGAAAAAUGCAAGAAGAACUUCUUAAGCUAGAACAAGAAAUAGAAAAUAUAGAAAGAAAUUAAAGAAAUUACAUAUCAAGUUGACAGGACAAAUGAGAUUGUUUUGGAAAAAGAUUACAAAGAACAUCCUAAACAAGAAACAAAAGAUAAGCAGAAAGUGCAAGAAAAGAACCAAAGUUAUCAUCCUAAUCAGUCUUUACAUUCCCAUGCAGAAGAAGGAAUUCAUAAUGAAGAUAAUAAGACACAUGAUGUUUCUGAGAAAAAGGAUGAAUUCACAAAUGACAAAGAUAAGCCAAUAAUAGAAGAAGAGGAUGAGAAUAACGACAGCCCAUUUGUAAAUUUAAAACAAAGGUUGCUUUCACCGGAAAAUGAGCUGCCGAUAAAAAGCACUGAGGAAGAAAACAAAAGAACACCAAAUUGCUCUAAUAAAUCAAAAGAGAAGAUUCCAGCUCAGAAAAUGAAAUGUACAGAAAACAAUAAAAAGAAAGAAGAGCCUAAAAAAUUUUCUCCCAAACAAGAGGAGUUUAUCGAACCUCCUCCUAAACAAAAAGAAGAGACUCCUAAAUUAGAAAUUGAUGAGUUAUUAAACGACUUCCAAGAAAAUAAUAAUAACAAAAUAAAACAAAAAUCUCACCUAGACUCAAAAGCAUCUCCUAAAAUCUCAAAAAGCAUUCAAUCAGUCCAGAAAAGCCUCAAAAACGCACUUUCAGAAUCUCAAAUUCCUCAACCUACUCCAAAGACCCUCAAACCCUCUUCCCCAAAACCCGACCCCUCCCAAGCUCCUUCCCAGCCCCCUCUAGAUGCUUCUAUCCCCUCUAAACUAUCUCCUCACCUCCAAAACCCCAUUUCUUCCCCUACUAAAACCCCUCCUAGCUCCACCUCUAUUCCCAUCCCAGCAAAAAUCCAGCCUCCAAUUUCAACUCCCACAGGAGCCCCGAAGAAACCCAGAAUAAUCUCUAAAAACAAAGUUAAAUUCAAAGGAAAGCCAAAAAAGACAAGUCCUAAGAAAGGAGCAAAGAAAGGCCCUAAGCGGAAGCGCAAAGGAGACCAGAAGACUUCAAGGAAGAACGAAAUUACACUCCAGCAAAAGGAUUUACAGGUACAGGAUGAAUUCGAAGCCCCUAAAGAGGUGUUGCAUCCGCCUAAUAUCAAAGCCAAGGCGAUAAAGAAUGCACUUAAGAAGUCUCUUAAAGAAGCGAUCGAGCAAUCUAAGAAACGUAAUGAAGAGGCCAGGAAAUUGUCGAUAAUUGAUGAAGAAGAAUCUAAGUUCAAGCAGUUGUACCAGGUGGACCUCGAGCCAAGGAAGAAGAAUCCUAGUCAUAAAAAUAAUCAGGAGGAAAUAGGGGUUGAAAAUAUUGAUGUGUCUAUAAUAUCGACUGAUAAGGCACCUUUAUCUUUCCAACCCCCUUCCAACCAAGAAGAUGUAGGAUUUCAUUUUUCUACAAUUUUAUAACUCAAUAA
Messenger RNA from Moneuplotes crassus, 1979 nucleotides. The record is from the annotation of a GenBank genome assembly. Lineage: Eukaryota; Ciliophora; Spirotrichea; Euplotida; Euplotidae.